Messenger RNA from Spea bombifrons (plains spadefoot toad), 1059 nucleotides. RefSeq names its product putative olfactory receptor 10J6. Gene Ontology annotation, biological process: G protein-coupled receptor signaling pathway. Lineage: Eukaryota; Metazoa; Chordata; Amphibia; Anura; Pelobatidae. The record is from RefSeq and is a predicted model, not a curated record. Gene Ontology annotation, cellular component: membrane. The transcript has 4 exons. Gene Ontology annotation, molecular function: G protein-coupled receptor activity. The coding region runs from base 1 to 1059 and encodes 352 amino acids.
AUGGGAAUGGAAACUCUUAAGAACAGGACGAAAUUUGAAGAAUUCUGGAUUCUCGGAUUUGAGAACGCCUACAACCUUACGAUUCUACUCUUCCUCCUGUUCCUCGUAGUUUACAUUGUGACAGUAUCUGCUAAUUUCAUGAUCGUCUUGUUGGUGUACUCGUCCCACCACAUCUACUCUCCGAUGUACUUCUUUCUUAGCCACUUAUCGCUGAACGAUAUCCUCCUCACCACAAAUAUUGUCCCUAAAAUGCUUUCUGUUGAGUUAAGAGAAGGAAGUGCCAUGACCAUCGCUGGAUGUUUCACCCAACUUUACUUCUUUCAAAUAUCAGCGGUUGUAGAAUGUCUCCUCCUCACCGUGAUGUCCUACGACCGAUAUUUGGCCAUCUGUAACCCGUUGCGUUAUUCCUCCAUCAUGGACUUGAAGCUUUGUGAAAUGUUUAAGAACGGGACAAAAACAAUUCAAGUCGAUGAAUUCUGGAUUCUCGGGUUCAAGAACAUCCACAACUUCAGGAUUCUGCUCUUUCUCCUGUUCCUCAUAACCUAUGUCAUGACAGUAUCUGCUAAUUUCGUGAUUGUUUUGUUGGUGUACUCGUCCCACCACGUCUACUCCCCGAUGUACUUCUUCCUUAGCCAUUUAUCUCUGAAUGAUAUUCUUCUCAUCACCAAUAUUGUCCCUAAAAUGCUUUCUGUUGAGUUAAGAGAAGGAGAUGCCAUGUCCAUCACUGGCUGCUUCACUCAAUUCUACUUCUUCGAAAUAUCAACCACUGUCGAAUGUCUCCUCCUCACCGUGAUGUCCUACGACAGGUAUUUGGCCAUCUGUAAGCCGUUGCGUUAUUCCUCCAUCAUGGACCUUAACCUUUGCAUUUUUCUUGUGACUCUGACGUGGGAUUUAGACGACAAGAUGAAGGAAUGGUGUAGGAGGUCCACUCAUGGGUGCUUAUUUGACUUUAAGAAUGUCAUUCCACUUAAGGUCACAUUACAUGUGGAAUGGAAUGAAUGCUCAACCACAGAUAUGGAAGCGAGGCUGAUCGCUCAGCGUGCGAGCACCAGGGAAUAA